Messenger RNA from Sodiomyces alkalinus F11, 1473 nucleotides. RefSeq lists its product as hypothetical. The record is from RefSeq and is a predicted model, not a curated record. NCBI's taxonomy places the organism in Eukaryota, Fungi, Ascomycota, Sordariomycetes, Glomerellales, Plectosphaerellaceae. The transcript has 16 exons. The coding region runs from base 1 to 1473 and encodes 490 amino acids.
AUGGCUACCUAUGUAAUACUGGGACGGAGGUCGCAGCUCCGCAACGGGCGGGGCCAGAUCAGUAGCAUCAAUGGUCAGUGCGCCAAUUACAAAGUAAUUACAGAGUGCACGGUCCAUGAAUGGCCUGAAUGGCCUGAUACGAUGGGAAAGCGCCGAGGCGGACAAUCCUUGAAACCUUUCUUCUUUUUCGUCGACGUCAGGAAUAGUUCUGGCGCCUUGAACUGGGAUAGAACGCAAACAAGGUACCAUGGGUUUGCUACUGAAAGCCUCUCGACCCUCACGCGGUACAUAAGCUUUCCUUGCGAGAUCUCCCGAAUUGCAGACAAUCGGCCUCGGGUGGAUAAAGCAACUGGUGACGUCGAGGAAGGGGCCGGUAUGUUUGAGGACGUCCUUGGGCGCGUGGUCCUCAAACACAACGGAAUCGAGUCCAAGUUACUGAAGCUGGAGAUAACCGACUUCGAAACGAACACUCAUGAACUGUCGCUAUCGUUGAGCACGACCGAUGUACGAUGUAUGGUACGGACCAAUGCGCUCCCGUACCCUGUCCGCCGGCCUGGUUGUGAUAGCACCCGUCAUGGCAUCAGAUCCCUGCAGGGGAGAGAGUUUGGACGAUUUCGUUUCCCGCCCGUUGACAGCCUCUACCCGGUCAGGGGCCCAAUUGAAACCAUAUGGGUUAACCAAUGGCAUACGCUCGGUCAGGUCGAGGAUCACGUCCCCCCUUAUCAGGACGUAUCCCUGACCCCGUCGCCCAUCCCAGAUCGUCGCUCCCCCAGGAGAGAAUGGCAGAUGACAGGCAUGAGCCACACGAGGCCCAGUACCAUAGUCCCCGUUUCAGAAACUGUAGCCUAUCAGGCUGUGGGGGUUCUUGACUUCACCUCAUCCCUCCCGUGUGCGUCUGAUCAUGAGGGCUAUUCGACUGUUCCCCCCCCGUCGGUAAGAUGGACUUUGAGGAGGCUGUUCACGCUUUUCCGCACCCUGCAGCUCCAUAACCACGAGGCUGUGACCCCAUCACUGGGACAUGGGCAAGGGGCUCCGAAUACGACAAACGAAGCAGCAUCGCCCAGUACGAAGAAACGAGAUGCCAUCUCUCUACUCACUCGCCCUGAAUUUGACCCCUCACUCUCAGCCGAAGACACCCUUGGGCAUUUGAGUUGCAUGAUCCUCCGAACACCGGAAUCCCCUUCCAUGGUCCUCUGCACCUAUAUUCUGCAAGCCAAGUCCCCGAAACGAAGGCAUUUCAGAGGGUCGCAACGGACGCAAGGUACGGAUACAACGAACUGGCUUCGUUGCAAUGGUCCCUUGCCCAAACUAUUCUCCUCCCCCCUCCCCCCUCUCACCUUUUACGAUGACGAUGGGCUCAUGGUAGACGCCGCCAUGCAGCUAAAAUGGAGAAGAAACCAUCACAUUGACGGAGAAAGGCUGGAGAGUCAAGUGAAAAUGAAGGCGUCUCUGUCAUUUGCAGUUGUGGCAUGA